GUCAAAACCCAAUAUACCGUUACACCCACAAGCUUCCCCUGCUCGCGCGCGACCAACUCUAACUUCGCCGCCGCCGCCGGAGAGAUGGACUCCCGGGGCUUCGAUUCCACGGGCCGCGAGUUUUCCAGCGCCACGGAGAUGUGGGCGCAAGAGAUCGGCGCCACCGCCUCCGCCUCCGCCUCGGCCUCCGAAGUCCCUCCGGGCGCCGCCGCUCCAAGCAAUGGGGACGCCGGCGAGGAAGCGGGCGGGGAAGGGAAGCGCGAGGAGUGGUACUCCAAAGGGAUCGCCUACUGGCAGGGCGUGGAGGCGUCGACCGAGGGCGUCCUGGGAGGCUAUGGGUGCGUCAACGACGCCGAUGUCAAGGGCAGCGCCGCCUUCCUCCGCCCCCUCCUCGCGGAGCGAUUCGGCGCCGUGAAGCGCCAUCUCGUCGCGCUUGAUUGUGGCUCGGGCAUCGGGCGGGUUACGAAGAAUUUUCUUAUCAAGCAUUUCAAUGAGGUUGAUCUCGUUGAGCCAGUAGCCCAUUUUCUAGAAGCGGCACGGGAAAAUCUUAGUAGUUGUAUGGAUGUAGGACAUGAUACCCACAAGGCUGCGAACUUUUAUUGUAUACCUCUUCAGGACUUCACUCCCGAGGAAGGAAGAUAUGAUGUGAUAUGGAUCCAGUGGUGCAUAGGGCAACUUACUGAUGAUGAUUUUAUUUCAUUUUUUAACCGUGCAAAGGUUGGGCUCAAACCGGAUGGUUUUUUUGUUCUGAAAGAGAACAUUGCGAAAAAUGGAUUUGUUUUAGACAAGGAGGAUAACAGUGUCACCAGGUCUGAUGCAUAUUUCAGGGAGCUAUUUAACAAGUGUGGGUUGUAUAUCCACAGCAUCAAGAACCAAAAGGAGCUGCCUGAGGAAUUAUUUGCUGUCAGAAUGUACGCUUUGGUGACCAGCCAGCCAAAGGUGACAAAAAAUGGCAAGAGAGGGCGACCUAAAAAUUCACCCCGUAUAAUCCGCUCUUGAACAUCCCCAGAUUAAGGGGGGACUGUUGUGCCAGCGUAUUGUCUGGCAAUGCAUUGUUGUUGACUUGUUUCUAGUCGCAAUUUAGCUCGGUCUACAUUUUGUUUUGAACAGGCUGUUUCUUUCGGAGAUCAAAUCCACUAGUUACUGUCAAAACUUAAUUCAUAUGGCAUCUAGCACCUUUUGAUUCUGAAAUGGAGGGUAUCUGAACCAA
This is a messenger RNA of Aegilops tauschii subsp. strangulata, 1210 nucleotides long. Its product is annotated as alpha N-terminal protein methyltransferase 1. NCBI's taxonomy places the organism in Eukaryota, Viridiplantae, Streptophyta, Magnoliopsida, Poales, Poaceae. Gene Ontology annotation, biological process: N-terminal protein amino acid methylation. The record is from RefSeq and is a predicted model, not a curated record. Gene Ontology annotation, cellular component: cytoplasm. Gene Ontology annotation, molecular function: methyltransferase activity.